AAAAAAGUAGGUAGUUGUUGUGGUCAAACACUGAGCCACCUCUCGAAGAUUCACUCAAAUAAUUUUAUAUACUACUACUAUCAUCUUCUAAUUCAACUUGUAUACCAUUUCUCUCCUUCCCCAAACCCAAUCCACCAUGACAAUUCAAAGCGGCAGCACCAACCCUCCGCCACACAUACUGGUGAUUCCAUUCCCAGCUCAAGGCCACAUGAUACCCCUCCUCGACCUAACUCACAAACUCGCCUCCACCAACAAAAACAACCUCACUAUCACCAUUCUCACCACCCCAAAAAACCAAACAUUCCUAACCCCUCUUCUCAACUCCCACCCUUCAAUAAUCCACCCAUUAAUCCUCCCUUUCCCUUCUCACCCAUUGAUCCCCCCUGGUGUCGAAAACGCACAAGACAUGCCAAACUCCAUUCGUAACAUAAUGCUCGCUUUUUCAGAUCUUCACCAUCCUCUUCUCAAUUGGUUCAACUCUCACCCUUCACCUCCUCACUACAUCAUCUCCGACAUGUUCUGUGGUUGGGCACAACACCUCGCUUCCGAACUCAACAUUCGAAGACUCGUUUUCUCCCCUUCAGCUGCUUUCGCCUUCUCCACCAUGUGCUUCCUCUGGAAAAAUCUCCCAACGCGUGUAAAUUCCAAAGACCAAAACGAGGUAGUUUUCUAUCACAAUAUUCCGAGUUCCCCAAAAUACCCUUGGUGGCAAGUUUCUCCUAUGUAUCGUAGCUACGUUGCUGGGGAUCCUGACUCGGAUAAACUUAGAGAUUGGUUUCUUUGUAAUAUUCAAAGCUGGGGACUAAUUGUUAACUCGUUUGAUGAGUUAGAAAAGCCUUAUCUUGAUUAUCUGAAAACGGAAUUGGAUCAUAAUCGUGUGUGGGCGGUUGGACUGUUACUCCCUGUGGACAAUUUCUCUGCUAUGGCUAUCCAAAGAGGUGGAUCUAGUUCAAUUUUAGUAAACGACGUCGUUUCAUGGCUUGAUAAACGACAAGAUCGGAAAGUGGUUUACGUUUGUUUCGGUAGUCUAACUAUUCUUACCAAGGAUCAGACGGAUGCUAUUGCACGUGGGUUGUUGAAAAGUGGGGUCCAUUUUAUAUGGUCAAUAAAAGAAGGUGUAAGAAAAAACAACGAAAAUGAUAAAGAGGCUAACUGUGGUGUUCCUUUGGGUUUCGAAGAUGCUGUUGUUGGUAGAGGACUUGUGAUUAAGGGGUGGGCCCCACAGGUGUUAAUACUGAGGCAUAGGGCUGUGGGUGCGUUUUUGAGUCACUGUGGAUGGAACUCGGUGUUGGAAUCGGUGGUGGCUGGGGUAUCGUUGAUUGCGUGGCCAAUGACCGCGGAUCAAUUUGUGGAUGCGACGUUGGUUGUGGAUGAAUUGAAAGUGGGAAAGAAAGUGUGUGAAGGAGGAGAAAGUGUUCCCGACUCAGAUGAGUUAGGUAGAGUUUUGGCAGAGUCGGUUAGUGGGAAAGGAGAGGAAAUGUGUCGGGCGUUGAAAUUGCAGCGAGCGGCGGCUGAUGCUGUUAGAGAAGGUGGAAGCUCCGAUAAUAAUUUGAGAUGCCUGAUGGAGCAGCUUGUUUUACAAUAAAAACCUAUGAUAUAUUGGAGGACAAACAAGGGCUGGGACAGAUAUAGGGGAGGACAAACAAGGGCUUGGAGAAAGUCUUAUGUCAUUAUAUUGGGCCCCUCCCUCUUCAUCAUGUGUGUUGUCAUUAUAUGGAAAUUACCAAUUAAAGAAUAAGAGGAGCUAGUCUUAUAGUAAACGUAA
Cicer arietinum (chickpea) is the source of this 1765-nucleotide messenger RNA. RefSeq names its product flavonol 3-O-glucosyltransferase UGT89B1 (gene UGT89B5). Lineage: Eukaryota; Viridiplantae; Streptophyta; Magnoliopsida; Fabales; Fabaceae. Gene Ontology annotation, molecular function: UDP-glucosyltransferase activity. The record is from RefSeq and is a predicted model, not a curated record.